This is a messenger RNA of Pistacia vera, 952 nucleotides long. RefSeq names its product XIAP-associated factor 1-like. The transcript has 6 exons. The record is from RefSeq and is a predicted model, not a curated record. Gene Ontology annotation, molecular function: zinc ion binding. Bases 178 to 783 code for a protein of 201 amino acids. Lineage: Eukaryota; Viridiplantae; Streptophyta; Magnoliopsida; Sapindales; Anacardiaceae.
UCAACCGAAGUAAUUAAAACUCUGUCGAGUUUCUCCUCUUCGUUCCUAUUUCUGUUUUUAUUAUUUUUUGUUCCAAAAAAUAGCAUCUCAAAACAACGACACUCCAAAAACAAUCGCAUUUUUUUCUCUUUAAAGUUCUUCUUUCUGAUUGAGUAACGACGUCUUGUCGAUUCUGUUAUGGCGAUGGCAAAUGCAUCUGAUGAAACCAGAAAAAUAUGCAGUCACUGUGACAGAGCUAUCCCAUCUUCAAAUAUUGAUUUGCAUUUUGUACAUUGCUCUCGGAACCUAGAAAGAUGUAAAGUAUGUGGUGAUAUGGUUCCAAAAAAGCAUGCUGAGGAACAUUUCUUAAAUACCCAUGCUCCGGUGGCCUGUUCUCAAUGCAGUGAGACAAUGGAACGUGAAAUUUUAGCCAUGCAUAAAGGUGAAAAUUGUCCGCAAAGGAUUGUCACGUGCGAGUUCUGUGAGUUUCCGCUGCCUGCUAUUGAUCUUGCUGAGCAUCAGGAAGUUUGUGGGAAUCGCACAGAACUUUGUCAUCUGUGUAACCGAUACAUUAGAUUACGAGAAAGAUACAACCAUGAAAUCAGGUGCACAGGUGUCCCAGAAAAUGUUGUCGGACCUCCCAGGGAUGUGAGGGCACCUGAGAGAGACCAAGGUCCUCAAAGGAGGCCGCCGAAUGACUUUUCACGGAAACGACUCCUACUUACCAUUGCAAUCACAGGCAUUGCUGUUCUAUUAGGAUCUCUUUUUUUCCAGAGAAAGACAGAGAGCAGUCAAGUGCAUUAGCAGAGUAGAGGAUACACAUUGGGAGUAUGUAAAUCAGCUUCAAAGCAAUGGAUUCUAAUUAUCUGUAUUGAAAUAUGUCAUAGAGCACACUUCUAUUACUGUAUCAAACUCAUUGGGAUUGUUAUAAUAUGUUGGAACGGCUAUGCAAUAUUUAUUUCCUGCUUCAUGA